Messenger RNA from Didymodactylos carnosus, 1303 nucleotides. NCBI's taxonomy places the organism in Eukaryota, Metazoa, Rotifera, Eurotatoria, Philodinida, Philodinidae. The record is from the annotation of a GenBank genome assembly.
UGGUUAAUUUGUCUUUGAGCUGAUAUAGAAUAUCGACAGGCAUUUAAAGUUUCAUCCAGAAUAUCUGAACAUUCAAUAUAUCAACUGUAUUUAAAUAUUUAUAAUUUAUGUUGUUCAAAUACCUUCGGUCCGAACCUCAGCUGAUCCUUGUGUUCCAUCUUUUAAGGUAUAAAACCAACUGUGAAUGAUCUUCUAAGUAAUCUAUUAAACUAAUAUCUUCGGCUUGCGGAACAACACCAAACUGAUCAGCAUCAGUUUGGAUAAGCCAAAAUUUCUAAAUCAAACGCAGUAAACUAAUUAGAACACAAUUAGAACGUUUAGCUCUUUUUACUUAUUGUAAGCAAAAAAUAAAAUUUGUUAAUGCUCAAGUUUUAAAGCCAUUCUUUAACAUGGGAAGAGUUUUAGUAGUUAUGCAUACUAUUUCAAGAAGUUUUCUUAAUUUUUCAGUUAUAUUGAUAGUCUGUAACGUUUUCUAUCGAUCAGAUCCAUAGAAUAUGAUAGUAGUUGUCUCAUGCUAUACUAUCGAACGUUAUUAAUGAGUGCAUAACUAGUAAAAAAAUUGGCAAAUAUCAAAUGAUUUAAAAAGCAUAAACUUACUCUUUUAGUUCGAUAACUCAACUCAUAUGCUGUAACACAAAAGAAAACUGUAUCCCGCGUAGUUAUCUGAGAAUGCAGAAAACCUACCUUCAAUUUCUUCGGGAGCUUUUGACAAUAAAUCGUUACGACUUUCUAUUAGAGCUAAUCGUCUGGCAUCAAAACCGCUUGUACACUGCGCAGCAAUAUUUUCCAAAUAUUGGUCAUCUGAAACGGUUUUUGCAUAAAUUCAACACAUUAUAUCGGUUAAUAAUAGAAAAAAACGCAGACCACUCUUUACAUUGUUUUCAACAGUUGGAUUCGGUUACCUGCUCGACCAAUAUCCGGUAUAUUCGCUGGCAAUAACAUUGUGUCCGUUUCUUCGCCAAUAGCAUUGAAACUGGACUCUGUAAGGUACGUUUCUUCGAUAGUUUGGACGUUAGUUUUCUCAGCUAUCGCUGUGUUACUUGUGAUGUUCUAAAAAUUUCAGGCUCACGUUGAAAAAAUUCAAACAGAUCAUAAUUUUCUCAGUAAUUCCGUUUUUAUAAAUCUUCUGUUAAAAUACCAACAAGUUAUGCUUACUGGUCGUACAGAACCGUUGGAAGUUGUAAAGGUAUUUGGCGUUGAAGCUGUGUUCAAAGAUAUUAUUUUGAGUGGUAUUGAUGUAGAUGCUAAUCUUAAUGCUGAUGUGUGCACCGAUGUCUGGGAUCGAAAAAGUGAUGCUAAAUAG